AUGGGCUCUUUGGAAACAUCUUGGGCGACGUUACCAGAAGCACGAUCCCCUGUUCUUCAUCUCAGUCAUCCUACACCCGGAGAGUGUCAGACUGUCUGGAAGCUCAGCUCCCUUGCCUGGACAGACGCCCUAUCCUUACCGCAAUACCUCGAUUUGGCAAAAGAUGGAGUAAUGACCAAUUGGAUAUUGACUGAUAAGACCCUGCCUCCGGACCAGCGGCCAAUCCUAUGCUCCUGUGAAACAUUUCGCAAGCGUACAUUCCUCAGUGAUACAGGUGGCAAUCUCAGCGAGAACAUUAUCCAUGGUGUUGCCAGUGUCUUCUGCGACCCAGUACUGAGACGUCGUGGCUAUGGCUCACGCUUGAUGAGGGAGUUGGCAGAAAUCUUGCGCACCUUUCAGGCCGAAACGACGAAAUCCAUUGGGAGUGUGCUGUACUCUGAUAUUGGGAAGAAGUUCUACGCAGACCUUGGGUGGCACCCUUUUCCUAUCAAUACGCAUAUCGAGCUCGACCCAUCUGCGGCCCCGGACGCACCAAGAGCUACACAGCUUCUGCCUGGAAACCUUGAACGACUUUGUGAAGAAGACGAAGCUAUGAUUCGUAAAGAGUUGACCAGUACAUCAACCACUGGAAAGACACGCAUGGUGCUCGUGCCGGAUCUUGACCAUAUGCUUUGGCAUCACAAGAAAGAAGGAUUCGUGUGUGAAAAGCUCUUUGGAAAGAAGCCUCAGAUCAAGGGAGCGAUCGUGGGGCAGGCUGGUAAUCGAGUAUGGGCUAUUUGGACCCACCGCUUUUAUGGAGACCCGGAGUCUGCUUCUUCUGAGAAUACUCUUUAUAUAUUACGGCUAGUGAUCGAAAAUCAAGCUACUACAGGCAUACGUGACGCAGAGCAAUCUGAAAGGCAAGUUGAGCAGAUGAAAGCUAUUCUUCAGGCCGCCCAGGACGAGGCCGCCGAGUGGAAGUUACAUCGUGUGUUGAUGUGGGACCCUACGCCCCUGGUCCUGGAAUUGGUAGGACGAACAAGAAUCCAGCAUCGCAGGAUAGAGCGGGAGCAUGAGGGUAUUGCUAGCCUUCUCUGGUACGGAGAAGGUAGCGGUAAGGAGGACACACUGGAAUGGCUUGGGAACGAGAAGUAUGGGUGGUGCUAA
This is a messenger RNA of Letharia lupina, 1146 nucleotides long. RefSeq lists its product as uncharacterized. Bases 1 to 1146 code for a protein of 381 amino acids. The record is from RefSeq and is a predicted model, not a curated record. The transcript has a single exon. Lineage: Eukaryota; Fungi; Ascomycota; Lecanoromycetes; Lecanorales; Parmeliaceae.